This is a messenger RNA of Auxenochlorella protothecoides, 546 nucleotides long. RefSeq lists its product as hypothetical. The record is from RefSeq and is a predicted model, not a curated record. The transcript is spliced from 3 exons. Bases 1 to 546 code for a protein of 181 amino acids. NCBI's taxonomy places the organism in Eukaryota, Viridiplantae, Chlorophyta, Trebouxiophyceae, Chlorellales, Chlorellaceae.
AUGUGGCUUGUACUAUUCUCGACUGUGCUUGCUUGGCAGGCGCCGCGCCGCGUGCACUCGACGCAGGAUGAGCUGCUGUGGACCAAGCAGGCCUGGGCAGAGUACACCCUGGAGGUCCCAUGGCCAGCUUUCACCGAGCAGGCGGAACGCAUCAAGGCCAAGGGACUCACCAGUCUUGAGGGGCCGUAUCACACCCUCCCUGACAUGAUAGAGGAUGCCAAGAAACGGGCUGUACCCCUGCACCCAGAGACGCUGUUCCUUGCUCAGGUCCACAAGGUGGAGGACAGGGGGACAGCCCUGUCUGCGCUUUCCUGCCAGACCUGCCAGCAGCUCAUGCUCCACGUCUGGGACGCCUUGGUUCCCUGGGUCAACGCGCACGGCUCCCUGCCGCCCGGGCAGGCCGUCACCCAGUAUGCCUGGGACUUGUGUGCGCAUGAGGUCCCGGUCAGCGUGCUGAAGUCCUGGUCCCUGUUCCAGACCCGCGUCAAGCGUACGCUUGCCUGGAAGCAGCAGCAGCGCGAGGGGGGAGGGGGCCGAGGGGUCUGA